Messenger RNA from Drosophila montana, 4155 nucleotides. Its product is annotated as alpha-protein kinase 1-like. Gene Ontology annotation, biological process: actin filament polymerization. Gene Ontology annotation, cellular component: actin filament. The annotation marks the transcript as partial. The record is from RefSeq and is a predicted model, not a curated record. Lineage: Eukaryota; Metazoa; Arthropoda; Insecta; Diptera; Drosophilidae. The transcript is spliced from 5 exons.
UUGAAGAAGAGCGCUGUCUCGUCCACGCCGCCCGAAACGAUCAUCUACAAUGUGUCCGGCAGUCAUUUGGCAGCACAGCAGCAACAUCAACAGCAGCAACAGCAGCAACAGCAACAUCAGCAACAUCAGCAACAUCAGCAACUUCAGCAGCAGCAGCAACAUCAGCAUCAGCAUUCCGCACCGCCGGCAACGCAUUCGGUGCACGCGGCGCCGCCGCAACGUUUGGCCGUGGAGCCGGAGCCGCAGACGCUCGACUUGAGCAUCAAGAAGCCGCCGCGGGAUGGCCACUCGCCGCAUACGGGCGCCGGCGCCGUCGAUCGCCAUCAUGGACCGCCGCCGACAUUGGGCGGCGCCAUGAAGCACAUUGUGCGCACGGCGCCCAUGUUUAGGUCCGAGGCGCCACCCACAUUGUCGGUGCCCGGCGGACCGCCAAAUGCACCCAGCUAUUUAAUGUACCAGCAGCUGCAUGGCGUGGGCGUUGGCGUAGGCGUAGGCGUGGUCAAGGCAUCUGCAGUGCCCGCCCAGCCGGGCUCACUGUAUGUGCAACCCGUACCUGUACCCGCCGGCCAGGGCCAAAUGACGCGCCCAACGCCGCCGCCGCCCGCACAGCCCCAGCCGCCGCCGACGCGCGUCUCCAAGCUGCCGCCCAAGCUCAGUCCACAGCAGCACCCGCAGCAGCAGCACCCGCAGCAGCAGCAGCAACAACAUUUGCACAGUCAGGUGCCGUCGCCGCAGCAGCAGCAACAGCAAGCCGCAGUCAGCGUCGCUCAGCAGCAGCAGCAGCAGCAGCAGCAGUUGCAGAUGGUAAAGGGCGGCUCCAUAACCCACGGCACGCCCACCAACAGCGCACAGCAGCAGCAACAGCAGCAGAUUAUUGUGCAUGCAGCGCCGUCGUCGCUGCCCAGUCCCAAGUAUGAGAGCCUGGUGCGCCAGACGCCGCCGGGCAGCUGUCCGGAUAGCGGCAAGCAUGGCUCGAUUACGCAGGGCACGCCGCUGCAUUUGCCGCCGCAUCCGUUGGAUAGCAAGCGGGCGUAUGAUUUCUAUAAGAGUUCGCAGCGCUUGAGUCCCGCGCAGGCGCCGCCGCCGCCGCCGCCGCAGCAGUCGUCGCCGCAGGCACCGCCGCCCCAGGGCUAUGGUGUGGGCGUUACCGUUGGUUCGCCCUAUUCCCGCUCGCCCUACAGCAACGUCGUCGAGCAGGCCUCGGCGCUCAGCUCGCGCCAGAUUGUCAUCAACGACUAUCACACCUCGCAGCAAAUGCAGGGCCAGCAGCAGCGCAACGUCUCCCGGGGCAGCAGCAGCGCCGGCGGCGGCGCCGGUUCCGGUUCCGACAAGGAGUCGCCAUCGCCCCGCAACAGCAUCAGCGGCGGCUCCGCCGUCUAUGCCGGCUACGAGAAGGAGCCACAGCCACGCGGACGACCCGAAUAUUCCAGUCGCGCCUCACCGGCCGAUCAUUCCAACAGCACACCCAGUCCGCAUCGCACGCCGCCACCGCAGCGCCAGGGCGUCAUACAGCGCCACAACACGGGCUCCAAGCCGCCUUCGCCCGCUGCGCCGCCACCGAGUCGCAUGCACAUUGUCACGCCCUUCAAUUUUCCGCCAGCUGGCCACGAUGCGCUGGCCUCGUUUGUGGAUGUGGCCGUGCAGCAGCCGCAGCUGCCGGUGCCGUCGCAAAAGGAUGACAAAUCGCCAGUGUCGCAGCCGCCGCCACCGCAGCCGCAGCCGCCGCCAUCGACACACGGCCCGAUAAUAACGCACGCCCAGGUGGCGCCGGGACAGCCGGUGCCGCCGGCAGCACAUCACGAUCUGCGCUAUCGGGCCGAUCAGAUAUCGGCCAACUAUCAUCAUCAGAUGGCCGCCGCGGUGCACCAGCAGCUGGCUCAGCAGCAGUACAGGCAGCAGCUGAACGCGGCCGCUGCCGCACACGAGAUGCAGCGCCGCAUCGAGCAGGCGAAGCGCGAUCAGCGCCAGAUCAAUCACAACAUAGAACGGGAGCGCGAACUCCAAAAGGAGAUCAUGCAGAAUCAGCACCGAAUCGAACGGCAGCGUGAACAGGAGCGCCAGCGCCGGGAGCAGGAGCGCCGCGAACAGGAGCGCGCUGCCGAGGAGCGGGACAGCCGACGCAUGGAGCGCAUGCUGGCCACGGCCAAUGCGGUGCCACCGCCAAGCCAUGCGCAUGGUCAUCCCCAUGGACAUGGGCACUAUAUGCGUGGUCCGGUGCCUGAAACUGGGCCGCCACGCACCAUACCCGACCGUGAGCGAGAAGCUUACUAUCGCCAGGCACAUGGCAGCAAUCCGCCAGAGGAUGCACCCGGACAAUUCAGCGCCCAGAGUCUGAUUGAUGCCAUCAUCAAGCACGAGAUAAGCCGCACCGGCGACAUCGGCAACCUGCCCCGCGAAAUACCGCGUACCAACUACUAUCCGCGCGACUUGCGGCAGUCGCACGAGGGUCCCGUUUCGCUGCGGGCCGCCGAGAACAAUGGCAGCAUCAACUCCAGCUCGCCCAGUGUCAACAGCAUUGAUCUCGAGCAGGAGCAGCGCCCACAGCAACAGCAGCAGCAGCAGCAGCAGCAACAGCAACAGCAGCAGCAGCAGCAACAACAACAGCAGCAACAGCAGCAGCAGCAGCAGUCAAAGUCCGGCAUUCCGCAGUCUGGCUCGGAGCGGUCCGUGCAUGGCCAGCUGCGCGGUCAGGUGCCGCCGCCCACGCACCAUGGCACGCCCAUUUCACAACCGGGCAGCGGCCCGACGUCGCAGCAGCAGCAGCAGCAGCAACAGAUACACACGAAGAACAUCACCUUCGGGGAGCUGACGGACUCGAUAAUUGCCAAAGACUACGGACCGAAUCCGCAUUUGCGUCCCACCUAUUUGCCCUAUAUGCAGGAUACGCAGAGCAUAUUGCCGCCCGAUCGCUGGAAGCAGAACCGCCGCCAGCAGCAGAAGGCCGAGGAGGCCGCCGCUGCGGCAGCGGCAGCAGAACGUGCCAAACAGUCGCCCAUCAAUGUUGUUGGCGGCGGCGGUGGCGGUGGCAGCAGCACCAGCAGCAACAGCAGCAGCAGCAGCGGUAUCGGCAGCAAUAGCAGCGGUCCCGGCGUUGGUGGCGGCGGCGGCGGCGGCGGCAACAGGGGCAGCGACGUCGGCCCACCACCAACAGGUGGCGGACGGGCCAAUACGCCCGGCGAGGAUGCACGCAACAUAAUACGCCUGCCGCAGGCGGUCAGUCCGAGGAAGUACGCCCACGAGCUGAUCAUGCAGCAUGCCGCGGUGGCCGUUGGCGCCGAUCCCACACACUAUUUCCUCUCGGCACCCGGUGCUGUUGUCGGUCGCAGCGGUGGCCCCGGAGUCGUUGUGCCGCCGCCGCCGCUUCCCCAAUCCAGCGGCGAUCAGCGCGGCCCCGGCGCCGACAGUGGCGGCGGCGGCGGCGGUUCGGGCUCCAAGUUUGACAACUAUGUAAAGAAUCGAAUUGCGGAAGUGAUGCGCGACGAUUACGGCAAGAGUCGCAACGUGGAGGAGCAUCUGCACGCCCAGGUCGCGCAUUUGGCGCACGCCCAUGCCGUUGCCGCACAGAGCCACGUCAAGGAGUCGGCGCCGCCGCCGACACACGAGAUCAGCGUCUCGCGCAAGACGCCCAACCAGUACGAUGUGAUAGACAGCGGGCGACGCUCGGCCAGCAGCAGCAGCGGCGGCGGCGGCUCCAACAGCCACAACGCGUCCGCCUAUCAUGCGCCGCCGCCGCCGUCGGCGGUGAACGCCUUCGCUGCCAACACCUAUGCGUAUCCGUUUAGCGCUCUGACCGUGCCCAGCGCUGCCGGCGGUCUGCCGCCGCCGCCGUCAAUGCCGAUGGCGCAUCAGUCGGCGCCGCCGUCCCACUUAAGCUGCAAGGCGGCGCAUGCGCUUAACGAAGUGGGCGCCGCAGCGGCUGGCGUCAGUUUGAUUGUGGGCGGCGGAGGCGGCGGCGGCGUCGUUGUUGGCAGCGGCGGUCCUGGUCCUGGCGGCUCAGUGGGCGGCGUCCUUGGCGCCUCAGCUGGCGGCGGCGGUGGUCCGCUGAAUGCCAACGUAUUGGCCGUUGCUGCUGCAGCUGCGGCAGCGGCAGCCGCUGCCUGCGAACCAAAGCCUCUGCUGUCCUCCAAAUAUGAGGCGCUUAGCGACGAAGAUUAG